This is a messenger RNA of Hemibagrus wyckioides, 2388 nucleotides long. RefSeq names its product CLPTM1 regulator of GABA type A receptor forward trafficking (gene clptm1). The record is from RefSeq and is a predicted model, not a curated record. The transcript is spliced from 14 exons. Lineage: Eukaryota; Metazoa; Chordata; Actinopteri; Siluriformes; Bagridae. Bases 88 to 1989 code for a protein of 633 amino acids. Gene Ontology annotation, cellular component: membrane; endomembrane system.
GUAUCCUAACGUUAGGCCCAAAUCUCGCGAGAUCUCCGGUUACAUACCGAGAACGCCACAUUACAGAGUAGGACAGAGACAAGGAAGAUGGCGGCGCAGGAGACUCAAGCAGCACAGCAAUCCACCGUGAGCAACGGCGAGGUGAGCAGUAAUGGCGCAGCUGCUUCUGGCCAGGUUGCACAGACGGGUGCGACUGCACAAGACCCACAGCAACAGCAGCAACAACAGCAGCCCAACGCCUGGCAAGUCAUCAAGGGCGUCCUUUUCAGGAUCUUCAUUAUAUGGGCCAUCAGCAGCUGGUUCCGCAGAGGGCCGUCGACCCCUGACCCCAGCACCCCUGCCGGCGCUCCCCGAGUGCCCAGUCGCAACCUCUUCCCCAAGGACACCUUAAUGGAUCUUUAUGUGUAUUUAUCUGAAAAUGAGGUAUUUUCAGAUUUCAACAGCACAGAAGCCCUGUUUUGGUUCCAGCGAGACCUGGUCUAUGGAGACUGGACCACGGGAGACGCAGGCGACGGCUGCUAUGAGCAUUACCUGGAACUGGACACACCUGAGAACGUACAGCAGAACGGCUCCUUAUACAUCCACGUGUACUUCACCAAGAGUGGCUUCCAUCCAGAUCCGAAACGCAAAGGCCAGUAUCGCAGGCUGGCCACCGUCCACGCUACACGGAUGAUGAACAAGUUCAAGCGCAGGAAGUUUCUGAAGACAAAGAACUUGCUGACGGGAGAGACGGAGGCUGAUCCUGAGAUGAUUAAGCGGGCAGAAAGUCACGGUCCAGUGGAGAUCAUAUCUCAUUGGCAUCCCAACUUAACUAUCAACAUUGUUGAUGAUCACACAGCCUGGGUGAAAGGCUCAGUGCCCCCGCCCCUCGACCAGUAUGUAAAGUUUGAUGCAGUGAGCGGUGAUUACUACCCCAUUGUUUACUUCAACGAUUACUGGAACCUGCAGAAGGACUACUACCCCAUAAACGAGACUCUAAAGAAGUUGCCCCUGCGCCUCACCUUCUGCCCUCUCUCUCUGUGGCGCUGGCAGCUGUAUGCAGCCCAGAAUGCUCGCUCACCCUGGAACUUCCUGAGCGAGGACACGUACGAGCAGUCCGAUGAGGACCAGGACUCCAUUAAGGUGGCACUGCUGGAGACUAAUCCCUACCUACUAGGCCUGACCAUCGUUGUCUCAAUUGUACACAGCGUCUUUGAGUUUUUGGCAUUCAAGAAUGAUAUCCAGUUCUGGAACAGUCGCCAGUCUUUGGAGGGACUGUCCGUGCGCUCCAUCAUAUUUGGUGUGUUCCAAUCCCUGGUGGUGCUGCUCUACAUCCUGGACAAUGAAACCAACUUCGUGGUGCAGGUCAGCGUCUUCAUCGGGCUGCUCAUCGACUUCUGGAAGAUCACCAAAGUCAUGGACGUCAGAUUGGACAGAGAGAACAAGAUUGCAGGAUUAUUCCCACGAUUGGUAUUUAAAGACAAGUCCACAUACGUUGAAUCUUCAACUAAAAUCUAUGAUGAUAUGGCCUUUAAGUACCUGUCCUGGCUCCUGUACCCGCUCUUUGGAUGUUAUGCUGUUUACAGUUUAAUCUAUGUAGAGCACAAAGGCUGGUACUCAUGGGUACUCAGCAUGCUCUAUGGAUUCUUGUUAACAUUUGGUUUCAUCACGAUGACACCGCAGCUCUUCAUCAACUACAAGAUGAAGUCAGUGGCACAUCUUCCAUGGAGGAUGCUCACCUAUAAGGCACUAAACACGUUCAUAGAUGACCUGUUCGCCUUUGUGAUCAAAAUGCCCAUGAUGUACAGAAUAGGCUGUCUUCGAGAUGAUGUAGUGUUCUUCAUCUACCUGUACCAGAGGUGGAUCUACAGAGUGGAUCCCAACCGUGUCAACGAGUUUGGCACGAGCGGCGUGGACCACAGCACAGACAACUCAGUUCAGUCAUCAGAGGGAGACACAGCCAACGCCGCCAUCACAGAUAAACCAGAGGAGGAGAAGAAAAAUGAUUAAUGUAUUUUACACUCCCCUGUCUACUGAAGGUGUACCAGACAUCUUCAAAGCUGAAUUUAUGUCUAAUCGUCAGGAAAGCGAACUGGAAUAUCGGUAUUCUAUAAAGGACACUGCGUGAGAUUUCAGUUCAUCUUUCCUCCUCUUUUUUUUUUUUGUAUGAGAUCUGCAACAACAACGGAAAAAAAAAAUCUCAUUUAAUGUAGAAUUCCUAAUAUUUUUUCAAUCUCCCACAUUUUGCAGUCAAGGUGAAGUAAAAGUGUGAUGUACUGUAUUGUAUGUUUUUGGGUUGGUUAACAUUACUAUUAUGAAGAUUAAUGAGUAAGCAAGUCCCAUUAAUGCAGAUGGGCUUUUGCAGUACAUAUUGUAAUGUAUAAGGAGAAGAAGACAAAAAAAAAAGAA